Messenger RNA from Synchiropus splendidus (mandarinfish), 1850 nucleotides. RefSeq names its product malate dehydrogenase 1B, NAD (soluble) (gene mdh1b). Gene Ontology annotation, molecular function: L-malate dehydrogenase (NAD+) activity. The transcript is spliced from 11 exons. The record is from RefSeq and is a predicted model, not a curated record. Lineage: Eukaryota; Metazoa; Chordata; Actinopteri; Syngnathiformes; Callionymidae. Bases 307 to 1716 code for a protein of 469 amino acids. Gene Ontology annotation, biological process: tricarboxylic acid cycle; malate metabolic process; oxaloacetate metabolic process.
CUGUUGGAUUUUUUAAGCCUUUGAAUCCCCUUGGUGAAAUUUGUUUUUAACGUCCCGUGACUGAGUCAUUGAGAAAGUGAAAGUGGUGACGUCGGUUGCCAUGGUGACAUCGUUGCCAAACCGAGCAGACGCUCGCUGUCGCCCUCGUCUUCACUGCUGAGGUUCACCAGACAAAAUGACUUGUCUGUCGCACUGAGGUUUAUCUUGAGACGUCAGACCAGGAUUAAGUUGACCUCAAGCCUGCGGUGUUGUAACUAUGGUGUUGAACAACAAAUCUGGUUCAGCCUCCCACCUUGCUUGGAGAAAAUGGCCAAGUUUGUUCUUGCAGGAAAGGCAAACUGCCCCUGGUACGCUAAAGCGGAACUUCUGGCUGACAGUCUGGUGAGGUCUCUACCCAGCUUCAGGAUCCAUAAGAUCUCCAUUCUGCCAGACGAAUGGGAGAAAUGGCUGGAGGACGUAUGUGACAAAAAUGAAUGGAGCCACCAAGAGUCGCCCAUAAUUUGGCGGGAACUGGUCAACCAAGGUGGGAAAGGAAUGCUGGUCGGCGGCUUACAAGACUUCUUGUCGCACUGUGAGAUCUACUAUAAUGUCAAGUCCGACAUGUCGCCGGAGUUAAUGACAAGUAUUGCUGCGGAGAAUCUGCAGACAAAAAUAAAUGUACUGGCCGAGGAGGCACUGCGCCUGAGCCUUAUUAAACCUCUGCACAUCUGGAUCAGCAGCGCUCUCAAUCCGACCUCUGACAUUCUGAUCCCUCGCUUGCUCUCGCCUGAGGUCUUCCCUCAGGCGUCUGUGAUCAACAUCCAUCUGCUGGAUCUGAGGGGAACACUGGAGGAACUGAACUCACUGAAGAUGGAGACAGAAGACCUGGCACUGCCUCUGCUCUAUCAGACGACGGUCCACACCGACCUGGAAAAGGCCUUCCAGGACGCUGAUGUUAUCCUGCUGCUGGAUGAAUGGUGGUCUGAAGACGUCAGUGGAACAAAAGAGGGCGAGAGGAGGAAAGAAAUCUCAGACCAAUACACCGUCUAUGGCCAGCUGAUCAACACCAGGGCCAGAAGAGACGUGAAGGUGGUCGUGUCCAGUGGUGACUUUGCCCAUCUCAGGUGCUGCGUGCUCAUGAGCAACGCCAGCUCCAUCGACAGCAGGCAGUUUGUUGUAAUGGCAACGCAGCUGCAGAACGAGGCCAGAGCUGUAAUCGCCAAAAAGCUGAAUGUGAACGAUUCAGAUGUUCAUGACGUCAUAGUGUGGGGCAACGUCAGUCGGGAGUUCUACGUGGAUCUCCAGAUGGCCAGGGUUUACAAUUACGACGGUGCUAUAAGAGGACCACGUUUCUACUUUCAAGAGGUGGACCUGGUUCUUCACGACAGGAAGUGGCUGGAGGCAGCUCUUCAUGAAAUAGUCCGCAAUCGUCGGACAGAUGUGUCUUCAAAGACGGGUCGAACCGCUGCCAUGUCAGCUGCCAACGGGAUGCUGAUGCUUCUAAAGGCUUGGAACAGUCCCUCCCCUUCUGAGGGGCUCCUUUCUGUGGGCGUUAUUUGCUCAGAGCAAUACAGCCUGCCUGAGGGAAUCGUCCUGUCAGUGCCAGUAACCUUCGCUGACGGCAUGUGGUCCAUUUUCACCGAUGUCACUAUGGGAGAUGAAUUACAGGACAGACUGGAGAUGUCAGCAAAGCAGGUAGAACAGGAGAGAGAUAUUGGCAAACCGCUGAUGCUAUAAAGACAUCUGACAAGCUCGCCAAAACCAAAAAGGAAAACACAACGCCUUUAAUGGUUUCAGUUUGUUCUUUUAUUCUUUCACAUGUGCCGUUUGUUUGAUGUUUGACCAGUUAAAUGACAAUAAAUCCAUGUCUU